This is a messenger RNA of Ricinus communis (castor bean), 1766 nucleotides long. RefSeq names its product 4-hydroxyphenylpyruvate dioxygenase. Lineage: Eukaryota; Viridiplantae; Streptophyta; Magnoliopsida; Malpighiales; Euphorbiaceae. Gene Ontology annotation, biological process: L-tyrosine catabolic process. Gene Ontology annotation, molecular function: 4-hydroxyphenylpyruvate dioxygenase activity. The coding region runs from base 189 to 1514 and encodes 441 amino acids. The transcript has 2 exons. The record is from RefSeq and is a predicted model, not a curated record.
UCAGCGCCGUGUGUUCUUUUGCGUCACAUUUCCAAACAAACAAGCACUAGCAACUAAUCACCACCAUUAAAAUUCGAAUCUCAUUCGCUAGUCUUUGACUUGCGUGAAUAUUAAUCUUUCUUCUCGGAAAAACUAUCUAUUUCCUCCCAUUCAUUGCACCACCACCAACUGAAGAAAAGAAAAACACAAUGGGCAAAGAAAACGAUGUCGUUUCAUCAACACCGGAGCAAGGAUUCAAGCUAGUUGGCUUCUCCAAUUUCGUUCGGGCAAACCCAAAAUCCGACCGUUUUAAAGUGAAACGAUUUCAUCACGUGGAGUUCUGGUGCACAGAUGCUACAAACACGGCACGUCGUUUCUCAUGGGGACUCGGUAUGCCAAUCGUCGCUAAGUCAGACCUUUCAACCGGGAACGUCACACACGCUUCUUAUCUGCUCCGCUCCGGCGAUCUCAAUUUCCUCUUCACGGCUCCUUACUCUCCUUCAAUCGCCGCCAUGGAGAACUUAUCCCACACUGCCACCGCAUCCAUUCCUACUUUCUCUCACGAGACUUGCCGCUACUUCUCAGCCAAACACGGCCUAGCUGUUAGAGCAAUCGCAAUCGAAGUAGAAGACGCUGAAAUAGCUUUUCGCACAAGCGCAUCUCACGGCGCUAAGCCCUCAGCUGAACCUAUACUCCUCGAUAAUCGCGCUGUCAUCGCUGAAGUUCAUUUAUACGGCGACGUGGUUUUGCGUUACAUCAGUUACAAAAAUGAAGGCUCCAACUUCGAGUUUCUACCGAGAUUUGAGCCAGUAGAUGAAGCGACGUCGUUUCCUGUAGAUUACGGGAUCAGAAGAUUAGAUCAUGCGGUCGGAAACGUACCGGAAUUAGCGCCGGUGGUUUCGUAUGUGAAACAGUUCACUGGAUUUCAUGAAUUUGCUGAGUUUACAACGGAGGAUGUGGGGACCUCUGAGAGCGGGUUAAACUCUGUCGUUUUGGCGAAUAAUGAAGAAACGGUGUUGAUACCGAUGAAUGAGCCGGUGUUUGGGACUAAAAGGAAGAGUCAAAUACAGACGUAUUUGGAGCAUAAUGAAGGUGCUGGAGUGCAGCAUUUGGCGCUUGCGAGUGAAGAUAUAUUUAGGACUUUGAGAGAAAUGAGAAAGAGGAGUGGUGUUGGGGGUUUUGAGUUUAUGCCGUCUCCGCCUCCCACAUAUUAUAAGAAUUUGAAAAAUAGGGCUGGUGAUGUUCUGAGUGAUGAGCAGAUUAAAGAGUGUGAAGAGUUGGGGAUUUUGGUUGAUAGAGAUGAUCAAGGCACUUUGCUCCAGAUUUUCACCAAGCCUGUUGGCGAUAGACCGACUAUUUUUAUAGAGAUAAUUCAGAGAGUAGGCUGCAUGCUCAAGGAUGACGCAGGGAAAGAAUAUCAGAAAGGUGGAUGCGGAGGAUUUGGGAAAGGCAACUUUUCAGAGCUGUUUAAGUCCAUUGAAGAAUUUGAAAAGACUCUUGAAGCUAGACGAGUUACAGAGGCAGCUUCAGCAUAAACAUGUUCCUUUCAGUGCAAUGCUUUCUGCUGUGUCAUUUCCAAUAUUAUGAAGAUAAAAUAAUGCCAUAUGCAUAAAAUAAGUUAACUUUGUGGCUUUUGCCUGUGACAAAAUUUGCUACGUGAUGAAAAUGAUUUGCACAUGUAGGGGCAAUCUUAAGUUAUUUAUACAUCGUUGAACGACAUAUCUAUUUGAGGAGGUUUACCUGCUCCAAUAAGAAACUAUUUGUAUAUAUAUGCAUAUAUUCUUGUU